AUUUCUCAGUUGAAGUCUCCAAUAUAAAAGUGCAACAGAAAAAUCAUUAAGAGUAGACCAAAACUAUGUUAGUGAUUAAAGGCUAGGAAGGGCUUUUCAGCCUAUGGCGUGGGAACAGGAUUUUUUAAAAGUGUUGCAAAAUAUUAUUUCACUGUGCAGUGUUGGAAUCCUGGUGUAUCUACCCGUAUGGGCUUUAGGAAGAUACAUUUGUGAAGAGCCACCCAUUUGUCAGUCAAUGCAAAGGAAGGCUCAUUGUAUGUUUUGUGAUCCGGAAAGCCUUAUCUACUAGUUCUCUUGAGCCAAGGGACCUAUUUUCAAAGGUACUGGGAAUAUACUGAGUACAUAGGUAUACUUGGAAACUUUUUCUCUAGUUUAUUCCACUAAAGACUUUUAGUGAAGAUGUGUUUCACUUCAGCACUGAUGGUUGGCAGUAUUAAAUGUAUGCCAUGGAAAUUGUUAAUGCAGCUUCUACACUUAUUUCAAAGGUUGAUAUCAGUAGUUGAAAUAAUUCAGGCUUUUGGUAGACAGAUUCUUUUCAUCUUCAACUCUUACGUGGCUAUAACUCUGUUCUGCGAACCUUUCAAAUUUGCCGUUUUUUUUCCUCCAGCAUUUCACUAUGAUAAAUUUCAAACAAUGCAGAAAAGUUGAAUUGUGCAGUGAAUAUUCACCACCUACACAGCAAUAACAUUUUCAAGACAGCUGUCAUAUGCUUGUGUUUUCUGCCUAGACCUAUGAUCAUUCCUGUGAGACCUCACUGCACGCUUUCUCAAGUGUCUUCCUCAUCCCUUACGUGUAAUCCUUCAACAUGGACCUGCUACUUUAGCUAAGAUAUGACCAGCAAUGAAUAGUAGUAAGAUAUGUGCUGAUUAGAAGGCUACUUGUGCAGUGUGGAGGAUAAGACAGUGCCUUACAAAAAUGGGGUUUGGGAGUGACCUGAAGAAUUCACAUGAAGCUGUGUUAAAAUUGCAAGACUGGGAAUUACGGUUACUGGAAACAGUGAAGAAAUUCAUGGCCCUGAGAAUAAAAAGUGAUAAAGAAUACGCAUCUACUUUACAGAACCUUUGUAAUCAAGUUGAUAAGGAAAGUACUAUCCAAAUGAAUUAUGUCAGCAAUGUGUCUAAGUCUUGGCUACUUAUGAUUCAGCAGACAGAACAACUUAGUAGAAUAAUGAAGACACAUGCAGAGGACCUAAAUUCUGGACCUUUACACAGGCUCACCAUGAUGAUCAAAGACAAGCAGCAGGUGAAGAAGAGUUAUAUAGGUGUUCAUCAGCAGAUAGAAGCAGAGAUGAUAAAGGUUACAAAGACAGAAUUAGAGAAAUUAAAAACCAGCUAUAGACAAUUAAUAAAAGAAAUGAAUUCUGCCAAAGAGAAAUAUAAAGAAGCUGUAGCUAAAGGGAAAGAAACUGAAAAGGCCAAGGAACGUUAUGACAAAGCCACAAUGAAACUUCACAUGUUGCAUAACCAGUAUGUAUUGGCAUUGAAAGGGGCACAGCUUCAUCAGAAUCAGUAUUAUGACACUACACUUCCUCUGCUUCUGGAUUCCUUACAAAAGAUGCAAGAAGAAAUGAUAAAAGCACUAAAAGGUAUAUUUGAUGAAUACAGCCAGAUAACCAGUCUUGUUACAGAGGAAAUAGUGAAUGUCCAUAAAGAGAUUCAAAUGUCGGUUGAACAGAUAGACCCUAGCACAGAAUACAAUAAUUUCAUAGAAGUCCACAGAACAACAGCUGCUACGGAGCAAGAAAUUGAAUUUGAUACUUCCUUACUAGAAGAAAAUGAAAACCUUCAAGCAAAUGAGAUUAUGUGGAAUAAUUUAACAGCAGAAAGUUUGCAAGUAAUGUUGAAAACUGUAGCAGAAGAACUUAUGCAGACACAACAAAUGCUUUUAAACAAGGAGGAAGCUGUCCUGGAGCUAGAAAAGAGAAUUGAGGAAUCUUCUAAGACCUAUGAAAAGAAGUCUGAUAUUGUACUUCUGCUAAGCCAAAAACAGACACUCGAAGAGCUGAAACAGUCAGUCCAGCAGCUGAGGUGCACUGAGGCAAAGUUUAUAGCCCAGAAAGAAUUACUAGAGCAAAAAGUGCAAGAAAAUGAUGGGAAAGAGCCUCCUCCAGUAGUAAAUUAUGAAGAAGAUGCACGAUCAGUUACAUCUAUGGAAAGAAAGGAGAGGCUAUCCAAAUUUGAGUCUAUUCGCCAUUCAAUUGCUGGAAUGAUUAGGUCUCCAAAAUCUUCACUGGGCACUUCAACAUUCUGUGAUUCGAUCCCCAUAAUUGAGAAGCCUCUGGCAGAACAGGACUGGUACCAUGGUGCAAUUCCCAGAAUAGAAGCGCAAGAUCUGUUAAAACAACAAGGAGACUUCUUGGUGCGAGAGAGUCAUGGGAAACCUGGUGAAUAUGUCCUUUCUGUAUUUUCUGAUGGACAAAGGAGACACUUUAUCAUACAAUUUGUUAAUAAUUUAUAUCGAUUUGAAGGCACUGGGUUUUCAAACAUCCCUCAACUUAUAGACCAUCACUAUACAACAAAACAGGUCAUCACUAAAAAAUCAGGUGUAGUUCUGCUGAAUCCUAUUCCUAAGGACAAGAAAUGGGUUCUCAAUCAUGAAGAUGUCAUAUUGGGAGAAUUAAUAGGCAAGGGAAAUUUUGGUGAAGUAUUUAAGGGCACAUUAAAGGAUAAAACUGCUGUUGCUGUUAAAACAUGUAAAGAAGAUCUUCCUCAGGAACUGAAAAUAAAAUUUUUACAAGAAGCCAAAAUUCUCAAGCAGUAUGAUCAUCCCAAUAUUGUCAAACUUAUAGGAGUAUGCACACAAAGACAGCCUAUCUACAUCAUUAUGGAACUGGUUCCAGGAGGUGAUUUCCUCUCCUUUCUGAGGAAGAAGAAGGAUGAAAUAAAACUCAAACAAUUAGUGAAAUUUUCAUUGGAUGCUGCUUCUGGUAUGGCAUAUCUGGAGAGUAAAAACUGUAUACACAGGGAUCUUGCUGCGAGAAACUGCCUGGUAGGGGAAAAUAAUGUUCUAAAAAUCAGUGACUUUGGAAUGUCUCGUCAAGAGGAUGGUGGAGUGUAUUCAUCUUCUGGCUUAAAGCAGAUUCCCAUUAAAUGGACAGCACCAGAAGCUCUUAAUUAUGGGAGAUACAGCUCUGAGAGUGACGUGUGGAGCUUUGGCAUCCUGCUCUGGGAGACCUUCAGCUUAGGGGUCUGCCCAUACCCCGGAAUGACGAAUCAGCAAGCCCGAGAGCAAGUGGAAAGAGGAUACCGAAUGUCGGCCCCUCAGCAUUGUCCAGAGGACAUUUUUAAAAUUAUGAUGAAGUGUUGGGAUUAUAAACCUGAAAACCGCCCCAAGUUCACAGAACUUCAGAAGGAGCUCACUGUCAUCAAGAAGAAAAUCACAUAGUGACGGAACAGCGCAAACCCUGCCCGCCUCCAGGACUCCAUCCUCCACUCUCGUUCACAAUGAGUUUAUACCACAUUAUGUGCAACAGUCUUCUAAGGUUAUUUUUUUUAUUAACUGUUUUUUUUACACUAUGUGCCAUUAAAAAAGGUCAAAGUUAAAUGCAUUCAAGAGACAGACAGUCCUACCAAGGGCUUUCUUGCUCCCCACCGCAAUCCUGCCAUUUCAGCCUGUUGUAAAUAGAAAAGCACAGGCUCUAAAUGUGAGGGGGAACCAGUCCGUCUUUGUCACACCAGGACCCUUGCUGUUUCUCAGAGGUUCUGACUCCCGGCCCAGCUCAUGGGCCACUGGCCUCUGCCACAGACCCUGCUCCGUCGGUGCUGUUGGCUGCACUGGUCACGCCAUGUUCGCAACAUUCCAGCCAAGGCUGGCUUUCCGCUCUGCUAAGGAAGAGUGUAUUUGUCAACAUCAUUUUAUGUUGGGAAUUAUUUGGACCUCCUAAGGUUUUUCUUUCCUUUCUUGCCAGAAAUAAGCGCAGCGUAAGAAUCCUCAUGUUCCGGUUUUAUUAGUAAGGCUGCUGCUUCCCUCCCCUUCCGUUCAGGCAUCAGAAAAUGAUGCAUGAAACGUCCUCAAAGAGCACACUUUUAGUUGAGGCCACAGCUUUUCAAGGAUGUUGUAGAGAGCUGUGACAGCAAGAAGUAAGUUGGAACAGGAGGGUGGUCUGGAGAAAAGGGCAGCUAGACGGUCAUCAAAGAGAAGAAAAGGAAAAUAUAGAAUCUGCCUUCUUAUCAGAGUUAUGCCUUCACACACACACACACACACACACACACACACACACACACACACCCUCUUUAUUUUAUGGUUUGAAUUCAUCAAAACGAUUCUCAGAAAUGUUUGUUUUCAGGAGUUCAUAUUUAAAGCCUUCUUAAUGGCCUCAGAAAUUUUUGUAGAGGAACUUCAAAGCACAAGUCCACAGAAAUAACAACAUACUUUUGGUUAAGGACCUUCCCUUAAGAGGAGAAAUCCCAAAAUUUAAUUCCCUUCAUGUGAGCCAGUUUCCAAAGCUGUCAGAAUUUCAUGAUCCUAGUUCAUAAACAUAUCCAUGUGUGUACACACGUGGGCGUGUGCAUGUAGACACACACACACACACACAUAAAACUAAGAAGCCAGGAAGCUGUAAAUGGAGUAAAUGGUCAAGAAGUGAAAUGAAGAUUAUUAAGGAAACAGAGAGAGAGAGAGACAGCCCUCCUACCGCCACUUGCCCCCUUCGUUUACUCUUACACUGUUACCUGGAAAUCCCUAUCAUUAGCUGACAGGUAUGCAAGCACAGCUCUGGAGAUGCUUCACAGGAAUAAAAUGUUAACACAGAGUUGAAACUAGAAUUCUGUUUAGCUGAAUCUUAGCUGCAUCCAGGGAACUUACCCCAUGCUCUGUGUAUAGUUGCCUCUCAGGAUAAAUAUGUGUGGAAGAGAUCGUCACGCUCAGGGGUAAAUGUGGCUUGGGAGCUUUUAAUAAGAGCUCAGGCCUGUGUCCAAAGAGCACAUUAGUGACUGUUUGGUCUCCAUUCAUUGGAAGAGCUUCUGGGAUAGAAAAUUCCUCCUACCACCUCCAGCUCUUUGCUGCCCGUGAAUAUCACUGCACAAAACUCACACUCAGUUGAUUUUAAAGAGUAUACAGGAUAAUACUGAAGAGAAAAAUGGCUUGUGUCCACCAUUUCAGUCUCCUUGCCAGCUUUGUACACAUUUAAUGAUUACCACACCCAGACUAAAAUGAAAGUUUGAAUACACUUGCCCUCAAAAAUACUGCAGUAUACAAAACAGCUUUUUUUUUUUAAAAUUAGCAUCGUUUCCCUUCUGUCAAAUAUUGGAAAGAAAUGAAGCCUUCUCUUGAUGGUGUAUACUAUGGUCAGUUAAAGCACAGAUUCAUGAAUUAAGACCUCUAGUCUUCGGGCACUUGCCAGCUUUCAAAAGCAAGAAAAAAAAUGGGGACAUUUCCACUCUUUGUCAGUAUUUCCAAGUGCAUCUCUCUGUACUAUUCUUUAUUUAAAGAAAACAGCCUCCCAUCACUGAGCAGCCCCAAUGCUAAGCUCUCAGUAAAAGAGAGAAUGAUGGUUCGGGCUUCAAUUUUGUGAAGACCUGAAGUUUAAAUCUUUGCAUUCUGGUGCAAAGGAUGAACAUGGCAUUGAUAUUUCACUCAUCCAGGCUGUUAGAAUUUGCAAUUCACAUCAUAACUCUGUGCUUAAAUUAAAGAAGCUUUUCAAAACAUCAUGACAUCUGCAGCAUUUAAAUUCUAUUUUCUUCUUUGUCCCAAAGCAAGCAGUGGUAUAGUUCAGGAUUAAUAACGCAUUGGGAGUCUUUCAGGAUCAUAUCAGUUGCAGAGAAUAUUAAAUUUCAUAUAGGCACAUGCAUUAAGAAAAACUUAUGCAGAUCAUUUUUUACCGUUAAUUUUGUUGUGCUCGAAGCAUAAUUUAUUCAUCCCUUCUGUCACUGAUAAUUAUUGGAAUUAUAUACUUCAGGAGGCUAAUCCAUAUCCGAAAAGCACACGUACAAAUACUGUUCUGAAUUUGCAAGUUGAUGUAGAAAAAGAAGUCUUCAGAAAUACAUAAAAUCAUAUGACUUGUUUAAUAAGAAAACAGUUGUAACCAAAACUGCCACUGGUCUGAAUGCAAUUCAGCCAGGUCACAAAUCUUUGUAUUGUUAAUGGCUUUUUUCAAGCAUUGCAUAUAUUACUCCUAUACAGUUCCUGUCAUAAUUCCUUAAAUUUAUGAAUACGGAAUGAGGGGAGGGUAAGCCCAGGCAGUCUGACUCUCACCUGCAUUUUUCUACCUUGAAUCAUCAAGGAGCCUUUAUGACAAAUAUAUAGGUAGGUUAUCAUUUUUCAAGGAAAUAAGUCUUUUAUUGUCAAAAUAACAUUUAUUACCAACAUUUGAAACCUUAAAUUAUUUUGUAUUCCAUGUAAUCUAAGGUUACUUCCCAAAGCCAACAUAUUCUUUCUCUUCCAGGAAUAUAAUAAUAAAGGAUUAAUAAGUUUGUUUAGACUUUCAAAACCAGAGAUUUCAUUUCAGUCCAUCCUGCCACUAGGUCCCCAGUGAAAGGUCUCAUGUAAUCACUUCUCUUUUCUCUCCCUAAUUUCAUAUUGUCAAUAAAGUUCUUCAUCCAUAAUUCACCAUUUUAUCACAGAUACGCUCUUAUUGAAACAUCUCGCUAGCAGGUCAGUAUAGAAGAUGAGUCUAAUUCUAUCAGCCAUUAUUCAGUGCACAUUUCACAACUAUUUUUCAUUUGAGGGUUGUUUCUAAAAGAAAAGAAAAUGUUUAUUCAUUGAAAUAGUCUUAAUUUCCUUUAAGCCACGAUAUAGUUUCCUUGUCUACGUUAUACUAAUGUUUCAGUUCUGACAUACAGUUUUAUAUGAAGUUUGGCUAAUAGCACUAAAAUAGCCAUGGCUUCACAGUACUGGUGUGAGAUUGUGUCAAGAAGUAAGUGUUUUAAUUAUAAUAUAUGCCACACACUGUGGACCUUGCAGAGGGACAAACAUAAAAAUUAGGAUGCAGAAAUGCAUGUCCAGGUCGUGUGUUGCUGCCAUUCGGUGAUCUCAGUCACACCUCUGUAUAGUCCAUUCUGGGGAGUCAUCAGCUGUUCUAGAAACGUACCUGGAAGCCUUCCUUAGUAUACAGUGUGAGCACUAUUCUGUGGCCGUGUGUCCUUUGAAGUGACGUUGAUGGAUUCUUUCUGAAAAGAGGUUGUUUGCCUCAACCCUGUUUACAUAUAUAUACACUCCCCAAUCACACCAUUGAUAUUUUAGAUAUUUCUUAUCAACAGACCUGAUUGUCCAUAAACACCAUUCUGAGUCAUAUGAAGACUGACUUUUGUAUUUAGGAGUUCACAGCCCUCACACAAAACAGACUAACGCAAAAUACAAAGAACAACAAAGGGGACAAAUAAUUGAAAAAGACAAGGUUUCUUUAUGUAUUAAUAUGUUAAUUAAAUGAAAACAAAGAUUUUAUAUGAAAAUGAGUUUAUAUGACAUUUCCAUUAUACUAUUAAGUUAGCAUGAAAGUUUACCAUUAAAAUAAAGUGUUACCUCUUUUGUUACUAA
Camelus dromedarius (Arabian camel) is the source of this 7473-nucleotide messenger RNA. It is a transcript of the gene FER, whose product is annotated as FER tyrosine kinase. Gene Ontology annotation, biological process: chemotaxis; Fc-epsilon receptor signaling pathway; regulation of mast cell degranulation. NCBI's taxonomy places the organism in Eukaryota, Metazoa, Chordata, Mammalia, Artiodactyla, Camelidae. The coding region runs from base 916 to 3384 and encodes 822 amino acids. The record is from RefSeq and is a predicted model, not a curated record. The transcript is spliced from 20 exons. Gene Ontology annotation, molecular function: ATP binding; non-membrane spanning protein tyrosine kinase activity.